Zalophus californianus (California sea lion) is the source of this 2219-nucleotide messenger RNA. RefSeq names its product zinc finger and SCAN domain-containing protein 32. NCBI's taxonomy places the organism in Eukaryota, Metazoa, Chordata, Mammalia, Carnivora, Otariidae. The record is from RefSeq and is a predicted model, not a curated record.
AUGGCACUGGGGGACAGCCUGCAGCGAAGGAGACACGGCCUGUGGGAAGAACAGGGCGACGUGAACGCACACGUGCUCGCGCACACAGCGGAGACCGACCUGAGGGGCAGCGGGCACUCGAACGGAGCCAGCGUGCUUCUGCUAACCCGGCCGUGUGGUGUGCAGGGCCCUGUGGUCUUAUCGUGUGUCCCCUGGCCCCGGGCAGCAGGUGUACCCUGGGGCGACGAGGAGACCGAGACGCUCCUGGCCACCCUGUGGGAUGCUCAGCAUCAUGAGAAACUCCUUCGUGAGCACAGCCAGGCCUAUAGGGCGGUGGCAGGACGACUCCGGGAGCAGGGCUUUCUGCGGACACCAGAGCAGUGUCGCACCGAGUUCACCAGCCUGCCGUCGUGGUACCACAAGGGGAGGGCAGGCCAUGUGCCUGAGCCAUGUGUCCUUUAUGAGGCAGCAGAUGCCCUGUCAAGCUCCCAGGCCGCUGCACCCACGGUGGCAAGCCGUGCUGUUCCUGGCCAAGAGGGAAGGGCUGCAGAGCCCGGAGAGCUGAGUCAGCAGAACGGGGAGCCCACAGAGGUCGAAGGGGCCUGGGCGGAUGGUGCAGCCGGGGAUGAGCAGGACUUCUGGGAUCCUGGCCGGGAAGGUAGGAGACGUGACCUGCCAGUCUUGUUCCCACACAGACUUGGUCUUGAGAUCAAGAACAAAACUAAAACAGAGAAUCAGAAAUGGGAUGAUUCAGGGCAAGCAGAAGUGAAGAAGGCCGUAUGGAGAAAGUGUAGUGAAAUUUUUUGGCACCCUGAGCCCAAGAGAGGCCAGAAGGGUGAGCCUGAGCCCAAAGGGCAAUGAAGACGUUCUCCAGGGGAGCGUGCGGGGAGACCCCCUUCCCAGGACAGGAGGAGUCAGCAGAGACUCCAUGCCGGCGAGAAGGCCUGUGCGCGUGUCCCGAGUGGGGGAGACUGCUCUCAGCGCUCUCUCUGUCGCCACCAGCCAGUCCCCGAACUGGAAAAAACGUCUAAGUGCCAGCAGUGUGGGAAAAGCUUUAGCCGAGGUUCUUACCUCAUUCGGCAUCAAAGAAUCCAUACAGGAGAGAAGCCUCACAAGUGCAGCGAAUGUGGGAAAGGCUUCAGUGAGCACUGCCACCUCAUUGCCCACCUAAGGACGCACACGGGGGAGAGACCCUACCGCUGUGGGGAAUGUGGGAAAAGCUUCAACCAGAGCUCCAGCCUCAUCAUCCACCAGAGGACCCACACCGGCGAGAAGCCUUAUCAGUGCGCUGUCUGUGGGAAGAGAUUCAACAACAGCUCCCAGUUCAGUGCUCACCAGUGAGCCCAUAUCCGGCAGAGCCCCCCGCCGCCCCGCGCACACUGUGGGAAAAGCUUCAACAACGGCGCCCACGGCCAUGCCCACCAGAAGACACACACCGGGGAGAAGCUGUACAGGUGCCCUUGGAGUGAGAAAAGCUUCCCCAAGAAUCCCCCCCUCAUCCACCAUCAGGGGGCACACAGGGAGGACACACUCACACCCAAAAAGGGACACAUGCUGCAAGGGUGUAGGAAAGCCAACAGAUCAAUUCCCUAGUUUGAGUCUCCUGGAGCUUCCAUCGGCUUGUGGAGGCUUCUGCCAGCCAGUCUGUGGCUCAGCAGGAGAACUACAAGUGGAUCUCAAGAACCACAGCGGGACUAGGACUCACCAUUAGAGUGCUGAGCUCUCUUUCUACGUCUGCCUGUGACCCCCAGUCCUGUGUCACCGUGGACUUCCAUCUGCUUUGAACACAGGAUCCAAAGUCCUGCCAGGAAACUAGGGUAACCUUGUUCUGAAGAGAGAAUGGGUGGCUAGUGGCCUGGGAACUGUUUCUGGGGCAGGUCAGAGAAGAAAUUUUCCCUGCUCAUGGGAAGCACAUCUGCAAGUGAAUGGCCUCGAUGUAUCCUAAACCAAUUAAUAUCACUAGGCACCUGCUCUCUGGUACAUCUACCUCAGAGUAGGUCACUGCUCUGUACUCUAGUCACCCAGAAAAGACAGCAAAGCAGGAGGGACAGCUUAAGCCACAGGGUACCACUACUCUAAGUGACUUAAUCUCAGAGCAAGUGUGACAUCUGGGCUCCUCUUUCUAAGAUUUCUCCUCUAGAUCACCCCCACCCAGGUUCCUGGUUUCUUGUGUGUUACAUUUAACGGUUUCAACAGGUUUAUAAGCAUUACUAUUUCUAAUGAAAAUAAAGGUGUUUCUC